Molecule: messenger RNA, 366 nt
Organism: Bipolaris oryzae ATCC 44560
Lineage: Eukaryota; Fungi; Ascomycota; Dothideomycetes; Pleosporales; Pleosporaceae
Exons: 1
Coding region: 1-366 (121 amino acids)
Source: RefSeq, a predicted model, not a curated record
AUGGCACAGCCCAUCUCCAUCUUAUCUAUCAGUCAAAAUCGCGCCGUCGUACGCACCAUUCACGACUACGUGAAGUCGCACGGAUACGUGAUUGCUGGCAUCCUCGAGUCGGACCCAUUCUCCGCGGAUGAUUUUUCCCUCGCACUUCGCAUUCUCGAGCCGGCACCACGGGCCGUUGUGAUUGGUCGUGGAUAUUCGGGGGAAGAAGCGACCGAGUCUCGCAAGAUUUACAGUGAGUUUGCCAAGAGUGUGGGAGUAAAAGAUGGAAUUGUCAUCAAGAUCACGGACGAGGUCUGUGACAAAGUAGGGAGAGAAGGAAUUCCAGCCUGGGUCCUGAAAGAGCUUCAGACGCAUUUCGGCAAAUGA